UCACACAACGGUCAUAUAACUAAUUAAAGGGUUAGAAGUUCUUUUAGUAGAUUUAGUGUGAUCUUUGAAGAACCAAACAUGACGUCAUCUAUAUAUAUGUUUACAUACACGGAUACACCACAACAACGCUUCUCUUUUCCUUUUACGCUCUCAUUGUCGCUCUCAUUCUCUCUCUCUCUCUCUCUCUAGUUCUUCCUUCUUCCCGUAGCGUGCAUACAACGGUACAGAAAAAAAUCCCUCUUCUCAAAGUUUCGUCUUGUCUUCCAGAGAAUCGAAAGACAAUGGAUAACUCCGAUGAUCCUAGGGUUGUUUCACAGUCCAAACUCGACAUAUUGUUGUAUGUCGCUGCCAUGGUUUACGAUCAAGAGUACGGUCCUCACGACGAUGACAAAUCAAAUACCACUGGCGAAGAAGAAACAGAGAUGGAAGCAAGAAUCUUUGGCGAUAAAGUACCGAGAAAGAACAGAGUUCACCGAUCACCUUCUUCUCGCAAGACGGUAACACCAUGGACACGUGUGAUCGAACAACAAAGAUCGGUACUACAAAACCCUAAUGCAUCAGAAUCGGAACCUUCGUCUUCUUCUUGCGUCACCCUGUUCAAGAACAAUGAUCAGAUUAAUACGGAGGAGAUCAUAAGUCGCAAGAAACUCAGAAUCUUUCAUCCUCUAGAGGCAGAACCCAUUCAAACGAGUCCACCGGAUUGGCUUUUGAAAGUGAUGAGGAGAGAAGAGAAGGGAUACAAUCCGAAGCUGAUCUCAACGAGGAAACUUUACAAGACUGAUCUCGGUAGAAUCCAAGGACGUCUCUCAGUUCCUUACAAGCAAGUUAAAAAUCCAAACUUUUUGACAGAGGAAGAGACAAGGAUCAUAGAUGAACAAGCGAUGAAGCUUCGUAAACAAGGUGUGAGUGUUGAUUUGAUUGAUCCUCAGAUGAAAAAACAUGCCCUUGAAUUGAGGAAGUGGAAGAUGAGUGGAAACUGGAAUUAUGUCUUUGUUGUUGGUUGGAACCAUGUGGUUGCUGCUAAUGGGUUUCAGGUUGAUGACUUCUUUCCUCUCUGGUCUUUCCGAUUUGGAAGUGGUAAACUCUGUUUUGCUCUCGUCCCACCUACGGAAGCUAGCCACGGCGGCGACCUUUAGUGUUUCUACUUCCGGUGAAUGUAUCUAUGGACUGAUCAUGCUCGCCAGAGGGAUCACACGUAGGAUGUACUAGAGGAUCUGCGAUCUCACACUCGGAUAGCUUGAGGAAAGAAGAAAGAGAAUCGAGACUGAAGAAUCAAGAUCCGAUCGAUUCCUCUUCCGAUAGUAACAAGGUGAAGUCAGCUGAUGGACCUAAGCCCAACAAGAUGGUUUGGCGGCCCAAGAAGACAGAAUCGAGUCCAGCAGCUGCAAAGCCCACCAAGGAGAUAGCAAG
Camelina sativa (false flax) is the source of this 1410-nucleotide messenger RNA. The record is from RefSeq and is a predicted model, not a curated record. NCBI's taxonomy places the organism in Eukaryota, Viridiplantae, Streptophyta, Magnoliopsida, Brassicales, Brassicaceae.